Molecule: messenger RNA, 1713 nt
Organism: Penicillium alfredii
Lineage: Eukaryota; Fungi; Ascomycota; Eurotiomycetes; Eurotiales; Aspergillaceae
Product: MFS transporter
Exons: 4
Coding region: 1-1713 (570 amino acids)
Biological process (GO): transmembrane transport
Molecular function (GO): transmembrane transporter activity
Source: RefSeq, a predicted model, not a curated record
AUGUCCUCGCAACAUCCCGCAUCAGAAUCCGAGGACAAAUGGCCUCGGGACACCGACCUGUCCCACGACACGGACUCAAUCGCCGAGUCCCGGUCGUCGGACUCACAGCGGAAUAAUAAUGGCCAUGCACUGGACAAGGCUGUCACAGCCUAUUCACUGGUCUCUGAUCGUAUGUCGCUGUCCGAGCGCGUCACCACCAUCCGGACCAAUGCCACCUCCGAUCCCAACUAUGAGGUGGACUGGGAUGGCGAGGAUGACCCCGAAAACCCCAAGAACUGGUCGCUACGGUACAAGGCCAUGGGGUUGUUGUUUCUCUCGUGGAAUACAUUGAUUGUUGUGCUCUACUCCACUUCCUAUACUUCGGGUGUCACAUUAAUCGCCGAGGAGUUCAACCAAUCCGACACGAUAGUAACCCUGGGCUUGACGCUCUAUCUCAUCGGCCUGGCCAUCGGGUCCAUGUUCAUGGCACCGCUGAGCGAGGUAUAUGGCCGGAAACCGGUCUGCGUGAUCUGCUUGGCCAUUUUCACGGUGUUGAUCAUUCCCUGUGCCCUCGCCAGAUCAGUGACCACCUUGAUUGUUGUCCGUUUCAUUGGCGCCUUCUUUGGCAGCGUCAUGAUCUCCACGGCACCUGGUAUGGUGGCGGAUCUGGUGGAUGACGAGCACCGCGCGUUGGCAAUUUCCAUCUGGAGUAUUGGGCCGCUGAAUGGGCCAGUGCUGGGCCCCGUCAUUGGAGGCUUCGUCACGCAGUAUCUCGGCUGGCGCUGGAUGGACUGGAUUGCGCUCAUUCUCUCGGCCGUGGCUCUGGUAUUUGCUUGUAUCUUGAAGGAGACUUAUGCGCCGACGCUGCUGCAGAGGAAAGCCGCCCGCUUGCGCAAGAAAUAUGGGGAAUCACGCUGGUGGUCGCGGUACGACCAGAAGGACAGCCUCGUGUCAAUUCUGGCGCUGAAUCUCAGUCGCCCAUUCGUGAUGGCUGUGACUGAGCCGAUUUGCAUCUUCUGGGACAUCUAUAUCGCCAUCGUCUACGGCAUUCUGUACCUGUGUUUCGUCGCCUAUCCCAUCGUUUUCCAGGACAUUCGGGGCUGGUCCCUGGGCCUGUCAGGACUCGCCUUCCUGGGGAUAGGAAUCGGCGUGCUGAUCACAAUCGCCUGCGAGCCUCUAAUCCGGCGCCUAAUCAACAGCCACGACAUCGACCCGGAGACAGGCAAAGUACACCCCGAAGCCAUGGUCUCGUUCGUGUGCAUCUGCGCGAUCCUCAUUCCCAUCGGCGAGCUCUGGUUCGCCUGGACCUGCUCGCCAGCCUCGAUCCACUGGAUCGUGCCGCUGCUGGCCGGCAUCCCCUUCGGCGCCGGUAACACCGGCGUGUUCAUCUACGCCUCCAACUACCUCACCUACAGCUACGGCAUGUAUGCCGCGUCUGCCUUGGCCGGUAACUCGGUCAUCCGCAGUAUCCUCGGCGGUGUGUUGCCGCUGGCCGGCUCUUAUAUGUAUGCCAGUCUUGGGCCCAAUUGGUCGGGCACGUUGCUGGGGCUGCUAGAGUUUGUUAUCGUGCCGAUUCCGUUUGUGUUUUAUAAGUAUGGGCAUCGCAUUCGCAUGAGGAGUACCCUGAUUGUCCGCAUGCAGGAGGAUAAAAAGAAGUUGGAGGGGAAGCGGGCCCGUCGAAGGCCGCAGCAGACUCUCCCUAAUGAUGAGGAGAAACAGAGCGAGGUUGUUUAA